AUGAAGGCUUUACAAUCUAAACAGAAAGAAGAAGACGAAAAAAGCCGGAAGUUAGCAAAGCGUUCCAAAACAGACAAAGGGCGAAGACGACGAACUGCCAUUAAGUUACAAACAUCGAAAAUGCUGAAAGAGUUGGUGAAGGAGCGACUCAUGGCGGCGGCUGAUGAAAUAUUCGCGCUGGUCGAAAGAACGAUCGCGUGCUACGAGGAGGAACUUUCUAGAACGAGAGAGGAGAAGGAGCGACAUCGACGACAACUGGAAGCUGUUUUGCACAUUGAAGACGUCCAACUUAUGGUUGCUCGAGGAGAACUUCCCCCUCAGCUGCUGGGAAGUAUUUCCACUUUGAAACAGGAGGAUCCGCAGCCCCCCCACAUUAAAGAGGAAGAGGAGGAACUCUGGAUCACUCAGGAGGGAGAGUGUCUUCCAGGGGCAGACGAGGCUGAUCCCACCACGUUGCCACUGAGUGGUUUCUCUGUGAAGACUGAAGACGAUGAAGACAAACCACGAGUGUCCUCGCCGCUUCAUCACAGUCCAAGUGAGGAGAACAGAGGGGCGGAGCUUUCAAGCAGCAGCUGGCCGCAACACCCGACAAGAGAAGCGGACCACUGUGAGGGUCUACUAUCAGGUGGUGACGACACACACCUUGAAGUGGGCGACUGGGACAGAGAAGCUUUGAGCAGCGAAGGCGACUGCGAAGUCGACACGAGGACUCACGCCGCCAACAAACACUCUGAGCGCGCUAGAAGGAAGACGGGGAAAAAACGUUUCCCCUGCUCGGUCUGCGACAAAAUAUUCGCUCAGAAGUGCGACUUCACUCGACACGUGCGCACGCACACCGGGGAAAAACCGUACUGCUGUCUGGUCUGUGGCGCGAGAUUUGCCCAGAGGUCCACGUUGACCAGACACAUGAAAACGCACACGGGGGAAAAACCCUUCAGCUGCUCGGUGUGCGGGGAAAAAUUCUCCCUGAAGGUAAACAUGCUCUCGCACCUGAGGACGCACACGGGGGAAAAACCUUUCACCUGCUCAGUCUGCGGCGAGGGAUUCUCCCGGAAGAUGCACGUCGUCUUGCACAUGAGGACGCACACCGGGGAGAAACCGUUCCGCUGCUCGGUCUGCGGCGACGCGUUUGCUCAGAGUUCCACUUUGAAUAGGCACAUGGGGACGCACAAAAUGUGCUCGGUGAACCACGGCGAGACGUCCAGGGGGUCGUCCGGCACGUUUGUGGACUGAUGUACUUCCAAACAGACACCUAACAAUGUGAACGUCUCACAUUACCAAGAUUUAUGUGGGAAAAGAAACAACAUACGCAUCUUUGUAUUCACCACUUUUGAUGCGCACAAUUGAAUAUCUUCACUGCUCAAACAGCAAUGUGGUUAUACCAGUUUAGAUUGUGGUAGGACAAAAAUAUGCUUUCAUUUUACCGUUUAAGCUAGCGACCAGCGCGCUAGCUUUCUUCUCCGGUAAAUAAUAAGGGUGUCAAAAAAAAAGAUUAUUAAUUGAUCAAAAAACAAAAACAAAUCCAUUGUUUGUUUAUUUGAAUCAUAGUAGACUUCUCUUGUUGCCUUAUUUGUAUUUGACUUUAAUAAAGGAUUUGGGUAGAAUUUGAUAUGAAAAAAAA
Molecule: messenger RNA, 1621 nt
Organism: Entelurus aequoreus (snake pipefish)
Lineage: Eukaryota; Metazoa; Chordata; Actinopteri; Syngnathiformes; Syngnathidae
Product: oocyte zinc finger protein XlCOF22-like
Exons: 2
Coding region: 1-1233 (410 amino acids)
Biological process (GO): regulation of transcription by RNA polymerase II
Cellular component (GO): nucleus
Molecular function (GO): RNA polymerase II cis-regulatory region sequence-specific DNA binding; DNA-binding transcription factor activity, RNA polymerase II-specific
Source: RefSeq, a predicted model, not a curated record